AUGGAGUUUUUUGAGAUGAUAGAUCUUGGAUUGAUGACCUAUUUUCUUGGAAUGGAAAUUAAACAAAAUGACUAUGAAGUCUUUAUAUGUCAGAAGAAAUAUGGUAAGGAGAUUCUGAAAAAGUUUGAAUUUGAAGAAUGCAAAGACAUGAGAACUCCAAUGAACUCAAGUGAAUGGCAUCUCAAGGCUGCAAAGAGGGUACUUAGAUAUGUGAAAGGCACAAGUGAUUUCGGCAUUAAAUUUACAAGGAGCAAGGAGUUUAAGCUGCUUGGUUUCUCUGAUAGUGAUUGGGGAGGUUCCAUUGAUGAUAUGAAAAGCACCUCGGGGUAUUUUUUCACACUUGGUUCUCGUGUUUUCUCCUGGAGCUCGAAAAAACAAGAAAUCAUAGCUCAAUCCACUACUGAAGCAGAAUUUGUUGCUGCAACAGCCGCUGUUAAUCAAGCUUUAUGGCUGAGAAAUUUUUUAAUUGAUCUUAACAUGGAGCAGGAGGAAAGUACACAGAUUCUUGUUAUCUAUAUAGUUGUGAUCAUGGCAUGA
Humulus lupulus (European hop) is the source of this 537-nucleotide messenger RNA. RefSeq names its product secreted RxLR effector protein 161-like. Lineage: Eukaryota; Viridiplantae; Streptophyta; Magnoliopsida; Rosales; Cannabaceae. The record is from RefSeq and is a predicted model, not a curated record. The transcript is spliced from 2 exons. Bases 1 to 537 code for a protein of 178 amino acids.